Molecule: messenger RNA, 1155 nt
Organism: Leucoraja erinaceus (little skate)
Lineage: Eukaryota; Metazoa; Chordata; Chondrichthyes; Rajiformes; Rajidae
Product: recoverin-like
Exons: 4
Coding region: 327-1022 (231 amino acids)
Molecular function (GO): calcium ion binding
Source: RefSeq, a predicted model, not a curated record
AUUUGUAAAUAAAGGAAAUCUCCAGCAAUCUUACAAUGGCAGAAUUUUUGGACCAUUUGAUGUUGUUUCCCAUUAAUGCCCUAAUACAUUUAAUUCACUUAAAAAUAAUUAUUCAAUCUUACAAAUAAAUCAACACAUACCUUCAAGGUCAGCAGAGGAGUUGCGGGUGAAGGAGUGAGUACAGGGAUUGGCUGAGAAGCGGAGCAGCCUUGUCGAGGGAAGUCCCUUGUGAGAAAAGUGCUAGUCUUUGGCUCGAGAGUCUUCGGCAAGGAGGCUGAGGGAGGAGACUACUGCAAAAGUUGGAGAGGGUGAGACGCAGUGAAGAAAUGACAGAUAAAUAUGCAUCUGGUGCCCGUCUGUGCAUUGUUGAGUCAGGAGGAGUCCUGUGUUCUCUUUGCUUCUUGCCUCUGGGUCUGGAAAUGGGAAACUCCAAAAGCGGUGCCCUCUCCAAAGAUAUCUUGGAAGAUCUCAAACUCAACACCAAAUACACAGAAGACGAGCUAUCAAUAUGGUAUCAAACAUUUUUGAAGGAAUGUCCAAAUGGAAAGAUCACCAUGGCACAAUUUCAAAAGAUCUACUCUGGAUUUUUCCCGGAUACGGAUCCCAAAGAAUACGCUCAACAUGUUUUCAGGAGCUUUGAUACCAAUUCUGAUGGGAUCUUGGAUUUUAAGGAAUACAUCAUUGCGCUUCACCUCACCUCCUCGGGAAAAACCUCGCAGAAACUUGAAUGGGCUUUUUCUCUUUUUGAUGUCGAUGGCAAUGGGACUAUCAACAAAACAGAAAUAUUGCAAAUUGUCAAGGCUAUAUUUAAAAUGAUAAAUGAAGAUGAACUAAAAACACUACCAGAGGACGAGAACACACCAGAGAAGAGAGCUGACAAAAUCUGGGACAAUUUUGGCAAGAAGGAAAAUGAUAAAUUAACAGAAGACGAAUUUAUUCAAGGCACCCUGGAAAACAAUGAAAUUCUCCGAAUGAUUCAGUUAGAACCAAACACAAUCAAAGAAAAGCUAAAAAGGAAAUAGCUUCAAUCAUUCACUGGGAAUAAUAUUUUCCCAAAGACUGUUCCAAGAUUGUUUACAAAUUACUGGUUUCUCAAUAAUACAAUGCAAGAGCUGUAUAAUUAAAUAUUAAUAAAAGAUUCGGUGUACAUUUCGA